Messenger RNA from Staurois parvus, 599 nucleotides. NCBI's taxonomy places the organism in Eukaryota, Metazoa, Chordata, Amphibia, Anura, Ranidae. The record is from the annotation of a GenBank genome assembly.
UGGCUCGACAGUGGGCACCGCGUCAUCUGGCAAGGCAGUGGGCUCCGAGUCAACUGGUAUGACCGCGGGCACUGGGUCAGACAUUGGAUUGUCUGACUGGACGCGGGCAUCGGGUCACCAGGCAUCAGGUCAUUUGGCUCGACAGCGGGCACCGCGUCAUCUGGCAAGGCAGUGGGCUCCGAGUCAACAGGCACGACAGUGGGCACCGGGUCAUCAGGUACCGGAUUGUCUGGCUUGACAGCGGGCACCGGGUCACCAGGCAUUGGAUCGUCUGGCUCGACAGCGGGCAUCGGGUCACCAGGUAUGACAGCGGGCACUGGGUCACCAGGCAUCAGGUCAUUUGGCUCGCCAGCGGGCACCGCGUCAUCUGGCAAGGCAGUGGGCACCGAGUCACCAGGUACGACAGCGGGCUCUGAGUCAAUUGGCACGACAGCGGGCACCGGAUCAGGUACCGGAUCAUCUGGAUCAACAGCGGGCAUCGAGUCAACUGGCCUAAUAGGAUCGUCAGGCUGGAUCAGUUCAUCAUGCUGGGUAGAGGCAUCAGGCUGAAUGCCGGCGCCGAGUCACGGAAGGCAGGUUCACCGGUUUGGAUACUGGCA